Messenger RNA from Ostreobium quekettii, 1194 nucleotides. NCBI's taxonomy places the organism in Eukaryota, Viridiplantae, Chlorophyta, Ulvophyceae, Bryopsidales, Ostreobiaceae. The record is from the annotation of a GenBank genome assembly.
AUGGCGGACCCAGCGCAGCGACGCGAGGAUGCGGACGUCAGGCAUCUCGACGGGCAGGCGGCCGUGGGGGCCUCCACGGUGGCGGGGGCGGGGACCGCGGACGCGAAUAUGUCAGAGGCGGAGUGUGCGAUUGCGUGGGCGGAGGCCCUGCAGGAGGUGGUUGCCGUGCUGGAACUUCGAUUGGAGGAGGCCGAGGCCGAGCUGCAGGAGGCCAGGAUGGCGAAUGAGAUUCUGAGGGAGACGCCUAGAGGGUCUCCUCCAACAACCCCCGGAAGGGCAAAUGGCUCCACCUCGCUCAAGUCUCUGGUCGACCAGCUGCAAGCGUCCAAGAUUCAAGAGGCCAGGCGUCACGACAAGGAGAAGUCUUUUCAAACCGAGCUUGCUCAAGCAAAGGGUGCAGCAGCACAGUACGGUGGGGAGGUGCAAAGGGUGAAAGAGGAGAAUGCCAGGCUUCGAGCAGAGCUGCAGGUGGAGAAAUCUCACACACAGCAGAUGAUCGCACAAACUUCGGAGCUGCAAGGCCUCUGGGGCGAGUACACUUCCUCCCAACAGCUGCUGGAGCAACAAUUGCAGGAGAUGACGCGCAGAGAGGCGGAAGAGAGGGCACGUGUUGAGGAGCUGGAGAGGUUGCUGAGUGAGGCUACCAUGUCUCAGACUGAGGACGACAAGCUCCAGUGGCUGGAACAGGCGGUCGCUGAUGCCCAAGCAAAGGCCAUCGAAGAACGAAAUCAGGCUGCAAAGCUUGGAGACGAGAAUCAAGCCUUGCACCUGGAGCUGAAAAAGAUGCAGCAACUGCUGCAGACAACUAAUGGUGCAAUCCCAUCCAAAGGUAGCAGUGCGGAAGUGUCACAUGGCUACCAAAUGGAGAGAGGUGGCUUAGGGGGCGAGGUUUCAAAGAACAUGAGAGAUACAUGUUCCACACUGGUGGAGUUGAGGAACAUGGUGCUGAGGAUAGCAGACCACCAGAAUUCUUUGCAGAGCCCAAUUGCAGCUGUUGCUAGCCCCCAAGGAAGUUCUGGGGAAGGAAUGGUGCCACAAGAGCUCUUGGCGCACAGUGUGAAGACAAUCAACGCAUCUGUUGAGCAGCUUGGGCAGCUGAUUGGAUGUGAGGGCUUGGGAUCGGUGAACAUGAGGCACAGACACACCCUGGGCUUCUCCCAUGCGAAAUCGACCUCAAGAGGCAGCGAUAGUUGA